Cucurbita pepo subsp. pepo (vegetable marrow) is the source of this 1329-nucleotide messenger RNA. RefSeq lists its product as uncharacterized. Lineage: Eukaryota; Viridiplantae; Streptophyta; Magnoliopsida; Cucurbitales; Cucurbitaceae. The record is from RefSeq and is a predicted model, not a curated record.
GAAAUUGGAGUUCAAUUGUGAGAGAAUGAUUUUCGAUAGUUGAAGGGAAGAGAGUGUGCUAAAGAAGAAAUUGUAAUUUGAUUUGAUUUGAUAUACUUCCAAGUUCCUAUGGCGGAAGGACCGGAAGCGAUCCCUUCAAGUUCUCAACCCUCUUCUGCUCUGAAAUGGCAGGAUGACAAUCUUGAACGCACCCAGGUUCCCAAAUUUUCCAGUUUCCCCACUGUUCCAAAUGGUGGUGUGCAAAUGAUUCCAAUAAUGUAUCCUGCACUUGUUCCUGGAUCAGCUCCUUUGGAUAAUCAAAAUCGUGGAGCUGGUAUUUAUGCGGUUCCUGCUUUUCCAUCAAUGGGGGGCCCAGUUAUUGGAAUGUCAACUAACAAUCUUAUUCCUUUGACUUACAGCAUACCCACAUCUCAUAGCAGUAAUAGAACAAGUUCUGAGGGUGGCACAGCAGCUGAGGAGAAUGGGCGAGUAGAAGGACAACAACAGCCACAACAGCAGCAACCAGCACCUCAAAGACAAGUUGUUAGAAGAUUUCAAAUUGCAAUACAGAUUGAUUUGUUGCUCAUAUUGAAGCUUGCUGCUGUAAUUUUUCUUGUUCAUCAAGAUGGUUCAAGACAAAGACUUAUUGUUCUGGUGAUUUGUGCUUCAAUAGUCUAUCUAUAUCAAACGGGAGCGCUUACACCAUUCAUACGAUGGCUUUCACAAGGCAUGCAAAGGGCAGCUGCACCUCCCCAUCCCCCGAGACCAGGAGUUCGAGCAGAGAAUGCUCCGGUUGCUCCUCCAGCUGCAGGGCAAGAGGCUGCGAUUGCUGCUGUUGCUUUUGCAGAGGGACGAGCGGGGGCAGAGGGUGAGAACCAACCUGGAAAUGAAGAGAACCGAGCUGUUGAAAAUGAGAAUGUAGCAGAGCCUGGUGCUGCAAAUGGUGGUCUCAACUGGUGGGGAGUGGUGAAGGAAAUCCAAAUGAUAGUCUUUGGCUUUAUUACUUCCCUACUCCCAGGCUUCCAUAAUCACAUGGACUAGAACCUGUAAGGCUCAUGAACCUUUCUGAAGCUGGAAACGGUUAUUUCUUCUUCUAUUUUUUUUUAUUUAAACAAACAACUUAAAAGGUUAUGAAGCAUGUUCGAGGGAUCCCGUCUGUAUAAACUGAAACAGCGGAGUUUAGUAGUGAGUUAUGGGUUUAGCUUCUUCAUGUUAAAGAGGACAUCUGUAUUUUCCUUUCCUCCUUCCUGCAAGGUUUCUUUGUAAUUGAUUUUUUAAUCGAGUCUCGACGGGAUGCAUCGUUAGUACAUAUCGAACCAUCGAUUAAUUUCUAAUUUUCAUUAUAUGAAA